Helobdella robusta is the source of this 3057-nucleotide messenger RNA. It is a transcript of the gene Esyt2b, whose product is annotated as extended synaptotagmin-like protein 2b. Gene Ontology annotation, molecular function: lipid binding. NCBI's taxonomy places the organism in Eukaryota, Metazoa, Annelida, Clitellata, Rhynchobdellida, Glossiphoniidae. The record is from RefSeq and is a predicted model, not a curated record. Bases 153 to 2693 code for a protein of 846 amino acids. The transcript is spliced from 23 exons.
UUUGGUUUUUAAAUAAACAUGGUCGGCUAGUUUAGCUUUUGAGUUGUAAAGGAUAUAACUCCUAAUUUCGCUUCGAGGCGGCCAGUCAGAAAAAUAUUUUCAUCUUUUGAUUAAAAAUAAUUUAAUUAAAAAUAAAAUAAAUAAAUUAAAAAAUGUCAGAAAUCUCUGAGAUGACACCCGUCAAAUCAGACAUCGCAACUGUAGACACAGACUCACAAAGAAAUCUGAAAAAAACCACCCGGAGCCAAACAGUGCAGUUGCUGCCGCUGAUCGUAAAGUCGGCCACCACUGCCGGAUUUCUUUUUGCAGUCUGGGGGGCUGGGUUUUACCGUUUCAGUGUCUCCUGGGUGAUAGGAGCUUCGACAGCCUAUUUCAUUGGAAAACAGUACAAAAAAAGUUUGAAGGAGGAAAAGAAGCGAUUGGAGGAAGAGAGAGAACUUGAGGAACCCACUCUGGCCAGGGUUGAUGAGCUCCCAACGUGGGUUUAUUUCCCCGAUGUAGAAAGAGCUGAGUGGCUGAAUAAGAUGAUUCAGCAGAUGUGGCCGUACAUAGGCGAACAUGUUUGCAAAACGAUUGCUAGUUUGGAAAAAAUGAUUGACGAAAAGCUUCCCUCCAUUAUUAGGCCAUUCAAAUUUGAGGAAAUAACUCUUGGAGAAAUUCCUCCAAGAUUAGGUGGGGUCAAAGUUUACAUUGAUAAUGUUAAAAGGGAUGAGAUAGUAUUGGAUGCUGAAAUCACAUAUGCAGGUGACUGUGAUAUCAAUCUGUCUAUGAGAGGCCUUCAUGCUGGUAUCAAGGAUAUCUUGCUGCAUGGAAUGAUUAGGAUCAUAUUCAGACCACUGAUAAAUAAGAUCCCAUUAAUUGGUGGCUUGGAAUUCUGCUUCAUUAAUCUGCCUAAUCUCGAUUUCGAUCUGACAAACCUGGCUAACAUAUUUGAUGUACCAUUCUUAAAUGACUCCCUCCGAAAGAUAAUCACAGACCAGGUCAGCAACUUCCUCGUCUUGCCGAACGUCAUCAGGGUUGACCUUGUCUCCCCAUCUGACCUUCUAAACACCAAGCCCUCAGGUCACCGCGGGGUCACCGUCGGUGGAAUUGGUGGCAUUACGUUACCCUAUGGCGUGUUGAGGAUAAAGAUGGUGGAGGCGGAUGAUUUAAAGAGGGCAGACGCUGGGAAGAUUUUUGGAAAAGGAAAGUCUGAUCCAUAUGCUGUUGUUACUGUUGGUGGAACGACAUACAAGACUAAAUACAUCGCAAGUACUUUAUCACCGAGAUGGGAUGAAGUUUUUGAGUUUGCGGUUGAUGAUGUUAAAACUCAAGAGAUCGAAAUCAAGGUGUACGACCAUGAUGACCAUGCUAGUGACGAUUUCAUUGGGAACACCUACAUAAGAUUAGAAGAGGUUGAAAAAGGACACAUGGAUGAAUGGAGAAGAUUGUCAAACGUGAAAACAGGUAGAGUGCAUGUUGUUUGCGACCUGCUCUACCUGACAUUUGAUGCCGACGAUCCUGGAAGGAUAAAAAGUAGAUCAGGUUCGACAUGUCUCUUGAUGGUCGGAGUUGAAUCGGCUAAAGAUCUACCGUCUACAUUUUCUCACAGCAAGGGCCUUUUGGAGCCGAGCCCCUGUGUUAGCCUACAGCUGGGCAACAAACUGGUCAAAACGACCCCGAAACUACGGACCAUUCAUCCCAAAUGGGAUGAAGUAUUCAGUUUCAUGGUCACUGAACCGGAUAAUGAAAUCCUAUUUGUGCAGGUCUUAGAUACAAGUAAGAAUGAUACGUCGCUGGGAAAGAUAUCAUACAAAGUUGAUAAGAUACUGACGGACGAGGAUAUGAUGCUGUGUCAGCCGUUCGCUCUCGACGCUACUACAUCGGCUUCCACGCUCACAAUGAAGAUAUGUUUGAGGUACUUAACCACAACACGUCCAUCGACGCAAGAAGACCCGACCACAACGGCCACAACAAUCGCAUCGGACGAAAUCGCCGGAAGUCCCGAGACCAUUAUCCCGGAUUAUACGGAUAUGGUAGGAAGAACCCGACCGGGCGCUGCUUCCACUGCUGCUAAAUCCGGAUUGGCUGGUGGGAGGAGCGAUAAUGAAGCUAAGGCGAGAUACAGAGGGAGUAAAACUAUGAGUGAAAGCAAGAUAGGGAAGAUGCAGUUGACCCUGAGGUACAAUCUGGAGAGGGAGAAACUGAUACUCAUCAUACACAAGUGCAUAAAUCUGGUAGCCUACGAUAAGGAUAACUUUUCCGAUCCGUACGUGCGUAUGUACCUGCUUCCGGAUCGAUCCAACGCAUCCAAGAGGAAGACCAAUGUCAUGAAGAAUAACCUCAAUCCCGUCUGGGAUGAAACUUUCGAAUGGCCUCUGAAGAAAUUUGAACUGCCGAAUCGCACUUUAGAGAUCAUGGUGAAGAAUUUUAUCGGGGUCUUUGAGAAGAAAACACAAACGGAAAUGGGCGUGGUCAAUUUGAGGCUGUCAGAUUUCGACGAUCUCGCUCAGCCCGUGUCUGAUUGUUCGACUUGCAGGAUCCAACUUCACUUACGGCUUCCAUCUCAACCGUCCUAUAAGGAGAGAGAAAGAGAGAGAAAGGGAAAGAGAGAGAGAGAGAGAGAGAGAGAGAAAGAGAGGGAGAGAGCGAAAGAAAUGAAAGCAAACUUUUCUACUUAUUCUAAAAAAUUAUUAAAAAAGUUAUCUAUAUAAAAUGCCUAUAUGAAAUUGUAAUUUGGUGAUGUUAUAAAGUUAUUAAAACGACUUCAUCUACUCUUUUAUUAUUAUUAAUUUUAUUAUUUAUAUUAUUAUUUACAUUAUUAUGAUUAUUGUUUACUAUGAAUUUUUUCAUGAGCAACAAUCUUGUAUGCAAAGCUUGAAUUUCAUGCAAUGUUCGCGGUGAUACCACGCAUACACAUACAUAUAUACACACCCACACAUACAUACAUAUACACACAUACAUAUACACACACACACAUACAUACAUACAUAUAUACACACAUACAUACAUAUACACACACACAUACAAUAUAUAUACCGUAGUAGUAGUAAUAGUAGUAGUAAUAAUAAUAAUAAU